Messenger RNA from Paramisgurnus dabryanus, 1546 nucleotides. The record is from RefSeq and is a predicted model, not a curated record. NCBI's taxonomy places the organism in Eukaryota, Metazoa, Chordata, Actinopteri, Cypriniformes, Cobitidae.
UCUUACUGUUGCCCGUACAAAGCAUGGGAACACGAGUUAAAGAGUCUCUCUGUGACGAUGAAACACCCCAAACUAUGACAUUUGGACGCUUUGCAAUAUAGGAAUGCCGCACCCUAAACUGACAGGGAUGGGGACCGCGACUUCUUCUUCAGGACAGGCGCCUUAUGUUUUUCGGCUUGUCAAAGUUAAACGAAUAUAGUCUUAAGUAUAAUGGCCGACUACAGACUGUUUUCAGAGGGAUGGCAACUUUUAACAACCCUCUCUUGGACAUCCGGAGACUCUUGCAAAAACUUGUGAUCAUGUUUUCAUUUGGCGCUAUAUGCGUAUCUCUUCUCUACCUUUUGCUGGGAUGCUGCGAGUCGGACAUCUCGAACAACGCACAGCCGUGGACUUUAACUGAAUGGUACCGCGAGGGCGACAACAAAACCUUGUUAAGAGAAAUAUUAAAGUCGCCGGGUUACGUGCUGGAGGAGAGUGUGGAUGCAAACAGCUCCGGGAAAGAUUGGACUGCAACACGACGGCUUCCUCAGGCUCUCAUCAUCGGAGUUAAGAAGGGAGGGACGCGAGCGCUGCUCGAGUUUCUGAGACUUCACCCGGACAUCCGAGCUCUCGGCUCCGAACCGCACUUCUUUGACAGACACUACACGCGUGGACUCAACUGGUACAGGAGUAUGAUGCCAAAAGCUCUCGAGGGGCAAAUCGUAAUGGAGAAGACGCCCCGAUAUUUUGUCACCCCGGAGACGCCCGCCCGCAUCCAUGCCAUGUCACGAGACAUCAAGCUAAUCGUAGUGGUGCGAGAUCCCAUCACCCGCGCCAUUUCGGACUACACCCAGAUUAUUUCCAAGACCCCCGACAUUCCCAGUUUUGAAAAGCUGACUUUUAAGAACAGAACCACGGGUCAGAUAGACUCCCUUUGGAGCCCGCUGUACAUCGGACUCUACGCCAAGCACUUGGAGCGGUGGUUGGCCUACUUUCCGCUCGCCCAGAUCCAUUUCGUCCACGGUGAGAGGCUGAUAAGCGACCCCGCGGGCGAGCUAGGCCGUGUGCAAGACUUUCUAGGUUUGCAGAGGAUCAUUACAGACAAACACUUUUAUUUUAACAAGACCAAGGGCUUUCCAUGCCUCAAAAAGCCCGAAGGCAGUAGCAAACCCCACUGUUUGGGGAAAACCAAAGGAAGAACUCAUCCCAAAAUUGACCCAGAGGUCAUUCGGAAACUUAGGGAAUUCUACCAGCCACACAAUCUUAGGUUUUAUCAAAUGGCAGGCAUGGACUUUGGAUGGCAAUGAGUGUUUCUUACUAUAAAUGUAUAAUAAGAAACAUUUCAGUGGGUGUUGGUACUGUAGAUACCUGUGUGUUUACAAAAACUGAUAACUAAUGGUGUUUGUCUAGAUCAGUGUUUCUCAAACUUUUUCAGCCCAAGGACCACUUCAUCUUCCAAUAUUUUUCUGAGGACCACCUAACAGAAUCUGACUCUAACACGCCCCCAAAAAAACAACAAAAUAGGAAGGAUAAGCUAAAUUUAAGUUUAAUAUGCAACUGUUUUAAG